This is a messenger RNA of Caenorhabditis auriculariae, 2588 nucleotides long. The record is from the annotation of a GenBank genome assembly. Lineage: Eukaryota; Metazoa; Nematoda; Chromadorea; Rhabditida; Rhabditidae.
AUGAAGACGGCGCCGAGGAAGACCACCAACGGCAGGAUCCGCAUCCGCGACUUGCCGCGAAAAUUUCUGCCUUACCUGCAUCCCUCGCUCAGGACAAUUGUUUUGAGGUUUGUCAGAGGGCCGGCUUCCCUGCCGCUGUGUAAUUCACCAUUGCUCCCAAUGUUCCACAUGUCGAAUGGGAAAAAAUGAGAUCACGCAUUGCAUCAUUACAGCGAAAUUACCCGAACUUUUUUUUCUUUCCCAUAAACGAGCAAUUCUUGGAUUUUUAAGCUCUUGAGCUGAAUCAAAAACAAUUUUGAAAUUCGAUUCGUUUUUGAUUUUCAAGGUUUUCAGGGUCUAUUUCUGUUAAGUACGCUUUGCUCUAAUUAAAAGAAUCGUAUUCAUCAAUGGAUAUACUUUUUGUGACAGAACUUUGGAAAUUCCGGCGAAAUUGAUUCAUACAAAUAACUGAAGAAUUUCAAAGAAAUAUAACACGUCAAAAAUGUUUUGCCGAGCAACUUUUGAGCAAACAUAGGAAAAAAUGUCAUUUACUUUGCGUCAAAUUAUCGUAGUUUUUCCAGGACUCGACGCCGUUAUACUGUGAACAGAACACUGACAACGCGAAUCAAAAAUCGAUACUUCAACUAUACGCCGAAGCCACGAGUUUUCCCGUGGUACUGCGAAACUUGCACGCUUUCCUCGCGGUUCUUCUCCAGUAUCAUCUACCACGAGUGCCGCAAAAAGAACGCUUCUCUCCAUGUCCAGGAUUUCACAAAUGGUAUGUUCUGUUUCAAUGGAAUUUCAACUAAACUUCUUCACGAUUCUUUGAGUUUCAUGAAAAGAGAUGAUGGAAAAUUUUUUUUUGAAAAUAGGAGCAUGUUUUAAGUAUGAUCCCUUUAUUAUUUUCUUGAUCUCUUCAAUUCAAAAUGUUUAGGGAAGAUAUUUUGAAAGAUGAAGAAAGAAAAUGAUUUCGAAGUAGUUCAAAAUUUUUGAGUACUGGCAAAAAAAAAAACGACUGCUGUCAAGGUACCUUUUUCAACAUUUUUUUGGAUGAUUUGAAUCUACAUAAUAUAUGCAAUCAAUGAUCAUGAACCCUGCAAUCAGAGUAAGAGAAGCUAAGAUAGAAUGCUCGGUUUUUUUUGGUAACUGUCCCAAAUUCCUUCUCAGAAUGCUUUGAUUUGAAAGCACUUCUCUCUUUUCAGAGCAAAGGAUCGCGCAGUUGGGCCAUCGGAGCAAGGCUAGGGACGCCCUGGCGGUCAUGGAGAGAAUUCCGAAUCCGCAACACGUCGAACUCACCAACCUCACAUACAAAAAGCCGUCAACUCGCAAACAGGCCGUUCUGAAGGUCCCGUCACUAGCGUCAGUUCCUUUUCUCGUUAUCUUUUUUAUGAAGGGAGAUUCAAACAGAAUUUGUAGAGUGAUGGCAGAGUCAAUUCUGCGCAAUAAAUAGAAACUCGGAUGGAAGUGAAUAUAAACUUAUUCUUUAAUUUCUAUAUUUUUCCUCCUAAUAUAAUUUUUUUCAGAGAUUUGUGCACGGCAAAACUGGCUUUUCCCGAACCAAAUGACGGAUUUCCCAUGAAAGAAGUCUUCACCGCAGAAACGACAACUUUCAAGGUGAAUAAUUAAUUUUUACUAGCAUUUGGGGCGGUAUGAAAAAAACCGACUACGGAGUUUCCGACUUUUUUUUUCCUUUAUGUUUCGAUUUAUAAAGUAUCUAUCAACUUUCUUUCCCUUUUCUUUUGUGUUUUAAUCAUGAGGCAACUACCAGUUUCAUAUAGGAAGAUCCAAAACGAAGAGUUUAUCGAGAUACAAAAAAAGGUCGAAAAGGAUUUGUCGGAAGGUUCCCUACCGAUAUAAUAAAUUGAAAAAUUCGCCGUUCGAAAUUUCGCUGGUUUUUAUUUCAUACCACCGCAUUUCGCACUACGUUUUAUUUUAGAGUUAUUCGUCCUUUUUCAGAAUAACUCCGAAUUUCUGGAAAAAAAUUCUUAAUUUUUUUCCUUUUUUUCACAAACCUCACAGCAUCUGAGCAACAAGGAAAAAAACCAGUUUUUCAAUUUAAAAAUGUCAGAAACGUUUUCAUUUUAAUUUUAUGGUAAAAAAAUAAAUAUAAUUUUCAAAUUUUUUUGAAGGACAACGACUGCGGCGAACACGUUCCCACGGGCUACCUGUGCUGCGCCUGCAACUUUCUUUUCGAGAACUUUUCGCGGUACGACGAGCACGUCGCUUUUAGCUCGUGCACAGCUCUUCCAGAACCAAUGCAGAUUGACGUAAGAUUUUCGAAGUGUGUCGAUUAUUUAUUGAGAGGCCGAUCGCGAAAAAAGCUGUCCUCGUUUUAAUCUCUUUGUCUUAAAAAAAGGCUUUUAUUGGAGUGUGCUUUAUGCAGAAGUUCUCAAACAAAAAAAAAGCUUUUUUCUCAGAUGAAAGACGCCUUGGAAAUCGGCGACGUGGAGCAUCGACGGCUCAGACACCGGCCAGUACGGCGAGUCGUCUCUCAUCUGAAGUGCACGUCGUGUGGAGCCGGCGGCUUCGAGUCGCCCGCAUCUCUCUACGACCACGUCAUCAAGUGCGCAGUCGCUUCUUUCCAGUCAAAGAAACUCGCCUCCGCUUGA